UGCCGCCUCCGAACCUAGGUCCUAAACCCCAGCGCCCGCCGUAUCUCGCCGCCAUGGCCGACGCCGCCGAGCAGUCCCAGUACGGCGAGCGCCUAUCGCAUAGCGCACCCGUCGGAUCCCGGCGCACCUACACCCCGUACCACCCUGAGGGCCUCAACCUCCCAUCGUGCCGCACGAUCUACGACCUGCCGACCUCGCCGGAGGUUCUCUUCCCUGAGGAGACCCGCACCUGGGGCAGGAACCUCACGCUCUACCCCGGCUGUGGGUACGUCGCCGGUGCCGCGGCGGGGGCCGCCACGGGGUUCAAGCGCGCGGUGGCGGAGGCGGAGCGCGGCGAGUUGUUCAAGCUGCGCACCAGCCGCGUGCUCAACCACUGCGGCUCCGUGGGACGCCGGUACGGCAACCAUGUCGCCUUGAUCGGGCUGCUCUUCGCGGGGACCGAGUGCGCCGUGGGCAAUCUUCGCGACGCUGACGACUGGCGCAACAUCAUCGCCGCAGGGUUUGGAACCGGCAUGCUCUACCGUGCACCUUCGGGCCCGCGAUCCGCCAUCUUUGGUGCCGCAGUCGGGGGCCUCAUGGCUGCUGCCGCCGUCGCAGGGAACCAGGUGUUCAAGGGAAACGGCCGUACCCCGCCCUUCUAAACCGGAGCACUCGUUAGUAAGUUUCGAUCUACUGGGUUGGUGGAGUUAGCAGUAGUGGUAUUUCAGUUUUCAGGUGAAGAUCUUAUAGUGGUUAUAUGUAUGAGUGUUAUCAACACUAACAAGCUUUGUUGGUGAUGGGUAGAGCACUGGAGUGCGAUCUGUCGAAUUAGCUCAACAUGGACAUGAUUAGAAGUUAUUGCCUUUUGUCUGAAUCUUCAAAAUCAUGUCUGUUAUGGUGAUUGGUGGUGCUAUGUUGCUAUUUAGACUAUGGAUUACUUCAAUGUGAGA
This is a messenger RNA of Triticum urartu, 929 nucleotides long. Lineage: Eukaryota; Viridiplantae; Streptophyta; Magnoliopsida; Poales; Poaceae. The record is from RefSeq and is a predicted model, not a curated record.